Arachis stenosperma is the source of this 2355-nucleotide messenger RNA. RefSeq names its product sterol 3-beta-glucosyltransferase UGT80A2-like. The coding region runs from base 168 to 2027 and encodes 619 amino acids. The record is from RefSeq and is a predicted model, not a curated record. Gene Ontology annotation, biological process: carbohydrate metabolic process. The transcript is spliced from 14 exons. Gene Ontology annotation, molecular function: UDP-glycosyltransferase activity; hexosyltransferase activity. NCBI's taxonomy places the organism in Eukaryota, Viridiplantae, Streptophyta, Magnoliopsida, Fabales, Fabaceae.
CUAUUAUACCUUACCCAUCGUCAUCACCAAACUCUUUCUUGUCCCAACCACUCCCCCAAUUCACACCUAUUUCUUCUUCAUCUCGAUCUUUCCAGAAAUCAAGUAAACCAAAAAAAGAAAAAGAAAAAGAUAACAAUCGUUAUACUCCUUCACCGUUAAAUUCGACGAUGGCGGAAUCUUCGAGCAACACUCGCCUAUCGAAUUCUUCCGACGAGGUUUCAGUCUACUUGGACGCCGAACCUCGAUCUACUACCGACAUUGCCACCACCUCAUCCUCUUCAGGGCAUGUUGACAGGGACACGUCAACUACUAGGCAUAGUUUGGCUGAAGUUAUGGCUAUGGCUGAAGCUGAAGCUGAACCUGCACCGACUCGUCAUAGCCGGUAUCACCGCCAAAAGAGUGCUACUAAAGUUAGGAAGAACACCGGAAUCGGCUCCAUUAUGAAGUUCCUUGAUGAGAAUCUUCCCGCCAAGAAAAGGCUGCGAUUUCUAAAAAGAGCUUCUGUGAUUAAGGAUGAUGGCACUGUCGAAUUUGAUGUACCAAGAGAUAUCAAUCCCCCAGAAAAUAUUGGAACUACGGUUACCUCUAGGGAACCUUGCAAUGAAUCUGGGGAAGCAAUACCCUAUCAUGAUAUUCAUCCACUUCAAAUAGUAAUGCUUAUAGUUGGCACUCGGGGAGAUGUCCAGCCAUUUGUUGCUAUUGGGAAGCGUCUACAGGAAGAUGGCCACAGAGUUAGGCUAGCUAGCCAUAAGAAUUUCAAAGAUUUUGUUUUGAGUGCAGGCUUGGAGUUUUACCCUUUAGGUGGAGAUCCCAAGGUUCUUGCUGGUUAUAUGGUCAAGAAUAAAGGCUUCUUGCCGUCGGGCCGCUCAGAAAUUCAUAAACAAAGAAAUCAGAUAAAGGCUAUUAUCAACUCUUUGCUUCCAGCUUGCAACAGUGCUGAUCCAGAUACUCAUGUUGCAUUUAAUGCAGAUGCAAUAAUUGCCAACCCUCCAGCAUACGGGCAUACUCAUGUUGCUGAGUUUCUAAAAGUUCCACUUCACAUAUUCUUUACAAUGCCAUGGACGCCAACAAAUGAAUUCCCUCAUCCUCUUUCCCGCGUUAAGCAACAAAUUGCAUAUAGACUGUCGUAUCAAAUAGUUGAUUCUUUAAUCUGGCUUGGAAUACGAGAUUUAAUAAAUGAAUUUAGGAAGAAGAAGCUAAAGCUAAGGCCUAUUACUUAUCUAAGUGGAUCUUAUACGUCCCCUCCUAACAUGCCCUAUGGUUAUAUAUGGAGCCCUCAUUUGGUCCCUAAACCAAAAGAUUGGGGACCCAACAUUGAUGUUGUUGGAUUUUGUUUCCUUGACCUUGCUUCAGAUUAUGAGCCACCAAUAUCAUUAUUAGAGUGGCUUGAAGAAGGCGAAAAGGAAGGCAAAAAACCUAUAUAUAUUGGAUUUGGUAGCCUUCCUCUAGAGCAGCCAGACAAAAUGACACAAAUUAUAAUUGAAGCUCUGGAUAAAACCGGGCAGAGAGGAAUCAUCAACAAAGGCUGGGGUGGACUUGGGAAUUUGGCAGAAACAAAGAAUUCCGUGUACUUAUUGGACAACUGUCCACAUGAUUGGCUAUUCCCAAGAUGCAAGGCUGUGGUGCAUCAUGGGGGUGCUGGAACAACUGCUGCUGGUCUUAGAGCUGCAUGCCCAACAACAAUUGUACCAUUCUUUGGGGACCAGCCAUUUUGGGGAGAGCGAGUGCAUGCCAGAGGAGUAGGCCCGGCACCAAUUCCAGUGGAUGAAUUUACAUUAGGCAGGCUGGUUGAUGCUAUAAACUAUAUGCUGAAGCCAGAGGUGAAAAGGAAUGCCGAAGAACUUGCCGAUGCCAUGAAACACGAAGAUGGGGUGGCAGGAGCAGUUGCAGCCUUCUAUAAACAUUAUCAUCCUCAAACACUUGAUUCCGAGACCAACCAUCAACCGGUAGCCACCGUGCCUAGACUUGGGUUCUCCUUCCUAGGAUGCUUUGGUCUCUCUAGAUCUAAAUCCACAACUUCUAGAUAGAUAUCAAUCCUCGUUAUUCUAGAUAGAUAUAAAUCCUCGUACAACUAACUUGCUCACUUAAAUCACAUGUUCACCCUUCAGUCUAUUCUAAUGUAAUGUGCCAUUAAGAAAUGUAAAUCGUGUUUUUUUGUUCUGUGUAAUCAUCUCCAUGGAUAUUUCUGAAUGAUCCAUCAGGAUCCAAUUUACUUGUAAAUGAUAAUCACUCUUCUCUCUUAUUUAGCAGCAAAUAGUGAAUGUUCCUGCUCCUCAUUUCAUUGAUCAAUGCUACUUGUUUUACACCCACUGCUGGAUGGAAUGUAAAUUCCAUAUAUUUUAGGUCCUUUGUCUU